AUGGCCGGAAAUCCACCGAGAGUGCCGGCAGGACAGCAAGGUUUAAACCUGAACGAAUAUUGGGCGCGCUAUCAAGCUGAAAUGGCUGCUGCAGCGGCCGCUGGUUCUGCUGGACCCCGUCCGACACCGGCCCAACUCCAACAGCAGCAGCAGAUAGCAGCUCAGACACAACAUGCCCACGCUCAUGCCAGAGCGCCACCUUUAGCUCACGGCUCUCCUAUAGACAAUCGUAAUCCCCGCGUCAAUACCCAGGUCUAUCACGGUCCACCGCCACCUCAACCCAUUUCGCCACUUGGGCCCUAUCCAGGACAAUAUCCUGUAUACGGAUACGGACCGCCCGCUCCCGUGGAUAUUUCUACCGUCGUCCAUCAAUCUAUCCAGGCUAUCAUGGGCCCCGCACUCGCUCAGCAACAAGAAAUGCUCACCAAGCUCACCACGACAGUCGUCGCUGACGUCAAGAAGAUCCACGAGGAGACACGGAACGAGCAGAUGCAAAAUCGGAAAGUGCUCGAUGCGGUCGCGAAUGAGGUGGAGAAGGAGCGGAAAUCUCUGGAGCUCGCCAGCAUUUCGAUUUCUGGGCGGCUGGACAUUCUCGAGAAGGCCAUUGGACUGAAACCGAAUGGAGAAGGAAAUGCCGGGCUAGCAGCGCGAUUGGAUGAACUAGAGCAUUCGAUAGGCGAGUUGCGCGAAUCCAUGGGUGACCCCCAAGCGCCAAUAGAAGUACCCGCACCUCCGCCACCAGCCCCGGUCACCCACGAGAUGGGUACUGAUCCAGUACCGGAAUUAGUGCAAUCAACAACUGAGGCGCGCUGGACGUCAAUGUUCCCGCUCACCAAUGGUGCCUUUCCCUAUCCAGGCCAGUCCCCUCAUGUUUAUACGGGGAAUGCACCACAACUUCAACCUGCCAGGUGGCCUGACGCUUCUUCCCGCGGUUCCCCUGCUCUGCGAACGCCAGUUGCCGGGCCGAGUACUCUCCCGGCGACCCAAGCAUCGUCUCGCGACUCGUCUGUUGUGCGAGAGCAGCUCUCUCCCGCGUCGACGGUCAUAGACGGCGAUAUGACACUCCUCGAUGAACAAUCCAGUCAACUCGCUACGCACAAAUCUUCGGGGAUUGUGGCCUCUUCCGUCUCUCCACGAGAGCUCACCCUCGAUCCGGAGGCGAUGCGAGCAAUCAGACAGAGCCAGACUCAGGCAGAGGCUAGAUCUGAAGUGCUUGAUGCUCCAUCUCCCUUGAGCGAGCUCACAGAGGACGAGGAUGUGCGAGUGAAGGUCAAAAAGGAGAAGGCGGCGGCACCUGCUAGAAAAGCUCAACAUCUUCGCCCGCUCACUGAUUCAGCUUCCGCCCCUUUGCCAAUGCGUCUCAAGCGUGAACGUGACGACACUACCUCCCAGCCAUCACGCAAGCGCUCGCGACAGUCGCUUGCCCCAAGUCAGUCUACGCUGCAGUUAUCUCUCCGUUGGCCGAAGAUUCCGAAGGACGCCAAGAGCGACGAAACCUUCUUUCGUACAUUCAUCACUUGCGAGGGCUGCAAAAAGUGGUACCAUUUCGGCUGUGUCGGAAUAGGGAAAGGCGACGAACGGAUAAAGGAGAACUCCGACGUAACGUUCUUAUGCCCGCCCUGCGAGCUUUUACCCGCCCAUCAACGGCCAGCUCCACACCACACGGGCCGCAAUAAGACGGUUUGCCAGCGUCCUGGCUGCCCCAAGCCGAAAGCUACGAACGGUCUGGAGUUCUUCGUUGAGAAGUUGGUCGCGCGUAAGCCAGAUAAGCAGCGGCCAGGCGAAUAUCUCUGGCUUGUAGAAUGGGCUGGAUAUCCCAUCGAACAGUGUACCUGGCAACAUGAGGAAGACAUGGGCGAUAGUCCGACGCUCAUUCGUGAGUUUGUCGCCGAGGCUACAAAGGAGGGGAAGACUUUGUUGGCCGACGAACAUGUUUAUCUCGAUGUGGCAGCUGCUCACUGGCAGAGAUAA
Messenger RNA from Peniophora sp. CBMAI 1063, 1971 nucleotides. The record is from the annotation of a GenBank genome assembly. Lineage: Eukaryota; Fungi; Basidiomycota; Agaricomycetes; Russulales; Peniophoraceae.